CUCGCACCGAGGGGAUGCUCCCUGAGGAUGCUCCCGGGAAAGGACAGUUCCUGACCACCUUCCCUGGUUUUUGAUGCUGAAUCAGGAUUGUGUUAACUAAAGAUGGAAACACUGGAGUCAGAAUUGACCUGCCCAAUCUGUCUGGAGUUAUUUGAGGACCCCCUCCUGCUGCCCUGUGCCCACAGCCUCUGUUUCAGCUGUGCCCACCGCAUCCUGGUGUCCAGCUGCUCCUCCGGCGAGUCCAUCGAGCCCAUCGCCGCCUUCCAGUGCCCGACGUGCCGCUAUGUCAUCUCCCUCAACCACCGGGGCCUGGAGGGCCUCAAGAGGAAUGUGACCCUGCAGAACAUCAUCGACCGCUUCCAGAAGGCGUCGCUGAGCGGCCCCAACUCCCCGAGCGAGAGCCGCCGCGAGAGGACCUUCCGCGGCAGCCCUACCAUGUCCGUGGCCGGCGAGAGGAUCGCCUGCCAGUUCUGCGAGCAGGACCCGCCCCGCGACGCCGUCAAGACCUGCAUCACCUGCGAGGUGUCCUACUGCGACCGCUGCCUGCGGGCCACCCACCCCAACAAGAAACCCUUCACCAGCCACCGGCUGGUGGAGCCCGUGCCCGACGCGCACCUGCGCGGGCUGACGUGCCUGGAGCACGAGAACGAGAAGGUGAACAUGUACUGUGUGGCUGACGACCAGCUCAUCUGUGCCUUAUGUAAACUGGUGGGCCGCCACCGGGACCACCAAGUGGCGUCGCUCAGCGAUCGCUUCGAGAAGCUGAAGCAAACCCUGGAGACGAAUCUCACCAACCUGGUGAAGCGCAACAGCGAACUGGAAAGCCAGAUGGCCAAGCUGAUCCAGAUCUGCCAGCAGGUGGAGGUGAACACAGCCAUGCACGAGGCCAAGCUGAUGGAGGAGUGUGAUGAGCUGAUGGAGAUCAUCCGCCAGCGCAAGCAGGUCAUCGCCGUCAAGAUCAAGGAGACAAAGGUGAUGAAGCUGCGGAAGCUGGCCCAGCAGGUCGCCAACUGCCGGCAGUGCCUGGAGCGCUCCACGGUCCUCAUCAACCAGGCCGAGCACAUCCUGAAGGAGAACGACCACGCGCGGUUCCUGCAGACUGCCAGGAACGUGGCCGAGAGGGUCGCCAUGGCAACUGCAUCCUCGCAAGUCCUGAUACCAGAUAUCAAUUUUAAUGAUGCCUUUGAAAACUUCGCUUUAGAUUUUUCCAGAGAGAAGAAGCUGCUGGAGGGGCUGGAUUAUCUGACAGCACCAAACCCGCCGUCAGUCCGUGAGGAGCUCUGCACAGCCUCCCACGACACCAUCACCGUGCACUGGAUCUCCGAGGACGAGUUCAGCGUCAGCUCCUACGAGCUGCAGUACACCAUCUUCACCGGCCAGGCCAACUUCAUCAGUCUCUACAACUCCAUGGACAGCUGGAUGAUCGUCCCCAACAUCAAGCAGAACCACUACACGGUGCACGGGCUGCAGAGCGGCACCCGCUACAUCUUCCUGGUGAAGGCCAUCAACCAGGCGGGCAGCAGGAACAGCGAGCCCGCCCGCCUCAAGACCAACAGUCAGCCAUUCAAGCUGGACCCCAAGAUGGCUCACAAGAAGCUGAAGAUCUCCAAUGACGGGCUGCAGAUGGAGAAGGACGAGAGCUCCUUGAAGAAGAGCCACACGCCGGAGAGGUUCAGCGGCACGGGCUGCUACGGCGCCGCCGGCAACGUCUUCAUCGACAGCGGCUGCCACUACUGGGAGGUGGUGGUGGGAUCCUCCACCUGGUACGCCAUCGGCGUGGCUUACAAGUCAGCCCCCAAAAACGAGUGGAUCGGGAAGAACUCCUCUUCUUGGGUCUUCUCCCGCUGCAACAACAACUUUGUGGUGCGGCACAACAACAAGGAGAUGCUGGUGGAGGUGCACCCGCAGAUGAAGCGCCUCGGUGUGCUCCUGGACUACGACAACAACGCGCUCUCCUUCUACGACCCGGCCAACUCCCUCCACCUGCACACCUUCGAAGUCUCCUUCAUCCUGCCCGUGUGUCCCACCUUCACCAUCUGGAACAAAUCCCUGAUGAUCCUGUCGGGGCUGCCCGCCCCGGAUUUCAUCGAUUACCCCGAGCAGCAGGAGUGCAACUGCCGGCCGCAGGAGUCCCCGUACGUGUCAGGAAUGAAAGCGUGUCACUAGGCUGCCAGGCCCGCCGUGCCCCGUGCAGCGCCGGCCGUGCCGGUGUUUGCCGGAGCUGGCAGCCGUGCCGGAACGCCGCUGGCGAGCAGUCGAGCUCCACACCCAGCUCCACCUUAUUUUCAUGGAAAAGUGGAAGAACCUGGAACCACGGCUGGAAAGGAACUGCCGUUGGUGAGCUCCGGAGUGCGCAAGAGCGGCUGGAGCAGCUCCCUGGUGCCGGCUCCCAUCUCUCCCCAAGAAGAUUGUCACCUGGAUGGUUCUGUCUUCCCUUGGGGGCUGGAAGGGCCAGGGCAGCUUUCAGGGUGACCUGAGGUGCCACGGUGGUCAGGGAAUGGCUCGUGCGUCCCACGAGGUGCAGGCUGGGCAGGAGGGAUGGGCUCUGCAGCCCGCUGACAGCUGGUGUGAGGACCCAGAGCAUGAGCAGCACUUUCCAGGCAGGACUUUCCGUGUGGCUGAGGCUCGGUGGCUUCCCUGGUGGGGUGGAUAAGGCUCGGAGCCCUCGGGCUCGGUGAGCCCUGGCAGCGGUUGUGUGGUGGUCCCGUGGAGGGAGGGUGCUGGUGGUCUGUGAGUGAAGGUGGCACUGAGGGUGCUCCCCGUGGCCGUCCGUGCUGCAGGUGGCAUGCUCCUGAUGCAUUUCUGGGGUCCUGCAGUGGAGAGCCACGGACCCCCAGCCCACCAUCUCCUCCUUUGAGAGCUCCCAGUAACUGGGGAGGCCUGCAUCCUUGAGGAGCUUUGGCCCCUGGCACAGAGGUUUGGCAGCUGCUCCUUCCUGAUGGGGUCUGGCCGGCAGUGCCCUGCUCCACACAGGCCUCCAUUAGUGUUCUGUCUGGUGUCCCAGCAGCAAAAACUCAUCUUCCUACUCUGAACCCGCACUAGAGUCCUGCUCAAAGACCACCUCUAUGCUCUAUGACCCAAAAAUCUCAAUUUAUGACCCCAAAUGUUGACUUCUGGUUUGUUCUCCAUCAUGCCAGGGGGUUGAGCUGGAUGCAUUUUAAAGAUCCCCUCCAGCUCACACUAUUCCAUGUUUCUGUGGUGGUGUGAGUGUGGAACCAUCCUGUUUGCUCUGUGGCCGAGGACUGAGUCUGUCCCUGAGGCUCAGGGUUGAAUUCAUCUGGAGCCAGUUCAGAAUUCCUCUGGAGGAAUUCCCAGUGCCCCAGCCAAGGGGGUGUAUGUGGGUGACUGCUGGUGACAGCUUUGCCCAGGAAGAGAGUACAAACGAGCCCGUUCCUCAGCACACCAUCUCUCGUGUGUGGGGCUGAGGUUUUUGGAAAAGGGAGGUGGGCAGCAGCUCAGGAAAAGGAUCUGCUGCCAGCCCUGCCAAGCUGAGAGGGGUUUCCCCUGAUACAGGCUGCUGCCCCGUGGUGCCUGGCAGGGAAGCCCAGGGGAUGCAGCUCUCCUUCAGAGUCCUGCUGAGCACAGGAGCAGCUGCGCUUGCCUCUCCCAGCCCCGGCUGCCGGAGCUCGGGGAGGCUGCAGCGGAGCGUGUCUGCUGUCCCCGCAGCCUGGCACGGCCCCCCUUCACUCUGGGAGGUUAAAGCACCCUUUGGAGAUGGAUGUUUUUGACAGGAAGGUCCCGUGGGGCUGCUCAUGCUGUGCCAUGGGGGACGCCAGGCGCUGAGGUGGAUGUUGGCCCUGGGAGCGCUCGGCAUCCUCGGCUCAGAGACCACGAGCCCUUAACGUGACAUUUGCACCUGAUGAAAUUGCACUAAUUGUGGGACCCCCUGGCCCCCACACGUGUCUGGAAGCUGGCCAGGCGGGGCUGGGGGAGCCCCACACCCCGAGCAGGGGCUGGGGGCCUUUCCCAGGCACCCACACUGUGGUACAGAAAGCAGAGCCCCCCCCAGUUGUCACCGUGAUUGGGGAGCAGCAGCCCCAUCCCUGGGCCCUGCUCAGGACAUGGAGGGGGGGCUCAGGUGCUGGUUCCUCUGCUCCUGGUGACACCAGUGUCCAGGUUCGGGAUGUGUGCACUCCUGGCUCCCCUCAGCCUCCCCUUCCACGUGUAACAUUCCUGCUUCCGUUUUGUCUGGGGGGAGGGCUGUUCUUCCUGGUGGCUUUUUCCCUUGGUUUAGUUUUUUUUUUUUUUUUUGCAACUUCUUUGUUAA
Messenger RNA from Pseudopodoces humilis (Tibetan ground-tit), 4267 nucleotides. RefSeq names its product midline 2 (gene MID2). The record is from RefSeq and is a predicted model, not a curated record. Gene Ontology annotation, biological process: protein localization to microtubule. Gene Ontology annotation, cellular component: microtubule. NCBI's taxonomy places the organism in Eukaryota, Metazoa, Chordata, Aves, Passeriformes, Paridae. Gene Ontology annotation, molecular function: zinc ion binding; microtubule binding.